Messenger RNA from Callorhinus ursinus (northern fur seal), 3454 nucleotides. It is a transcript of the gene FAM171B, whose product is annotated as family with sequence similarity 171 member B. The record is from RefSeq and is a predicted model, not a curated record. NCBI's taxonomy places the organism in Eukaryota, Metazoa, Chordata, Mammalia, Carnivora, Otariidae.
AUGGCGAGGCUCAGCCGGCGCGUCCCUUGUACCCUGCUGCUCGGCCUGGCCGCGGUGCUGCUGAAGGCGCGGCUGGUCCCCGCGGCCGCUCGAGCCGAGCUCAGUCGCUCCGACCUCAGCCUCAUCCAGCAACAGCAGCAGCAGCAGCAGCAACGGCAGCGGGAGAAGGCUGAGGAGGAGAGGCCAGAGGUGCCGGGGGCAUCCUCCACCGUCACUGUUCCAGUGUCUGUAUUUAUGCUGAAAGUGCAGGUGAAUGACAUCAUCAGUCGUCAGUACCUGAGUCAAGCAGUUGUAGAAGUGUUUGUAAACUACACGAAAACAAAUUCCACAGUAACUAAAAACAAUGGAGCAGUGUUGAUAAAAGUACCCUAUAAAUUAGGACUCAGCUUAACCAUUAUUGCUUACAAAGAUGGCUAUGUGUUGACACCUCUGCCUUGGAAGACCGGAAAAAUGCCAAUAUAUUCAUCAGUUACACUUUCACUGUUCCCGCAAAGCCAAGCAAAUAUAUGGCUCUUUGAAGACACUGUUUUAAUUACUGGGAAAUUAGCUGAUGCCAAAUCUCAACCAAGUGUUCAGUUUUCAAAAGCCUUAAUUAAACUACCCGACAACCAUCACAUUAACAAUGUAACAGGCUAUCUUACAGUUCUACAACAAUUUUUGAAAGUGGACAAUUUCCUGUAUACAACUGGAAUUACUCUCAAUAAAUCAGGUUUUGAAAGUCUUGAAUUGACUCCUCUUGCUGCAAUAUGUGUGAAAAUAUAUUCUGGAGGAAAAGAAUUAAAGGUGGAUGGCUCUAUUCAAGUUUCUCUCCCCCUUCUACAUACAAAUGAUAUAAGUGCAGGGGAUCACAUACCUGCCUGGACAUUUGAUAUGAACAUAGGUGCUUGGGUAAAUCAUGGCCGGGGAACAGUCAAGGCGUAUAAUAAUCACUUAAUUUGGACAUAUGAUGCACCACAUUUGGGCUACUGGAUAGCAGCUCCACUUCCAGGAACUAGAGGUUCAGGUAUAAAUGGAGACUCAAGGGACAUAACUGCCUACCACACGGUGUUUCUCACAGCCAUAUUAGGAGGCACAGUAGUCAUUGUCAUUGGAUUUUUUGCUGUGCUGCUUUGUUAUUGCAGGGAUAAGUGUGGUACUCCACAGAAAAGAGAAAGAAAUAUCACUAAACUCGAAGUCCUCAAGAGAGACCAGACAACUUCAACCACACACAUAAAUCAUAUCAGUUCAGUCAAAGUUGCAUUAAAAGCUGAGGAAAAGUCACAGUUAUUUAAUGCCAAAAACUCCUCAUAUAGCCCUCAGAAAAAGGAGCCAUCAAAGGCAGAAGCAGAAGAAAGAGUUUCCAUGGUAAAAACUCGGGACAAUUUUAAAAUCUACAAUGAAGAUGUUCCAUUUCUAUCAGCCAAUCAAAACAAUCACUCAAGAAACCCAGCACAGUCUUUGGAGCCCACUGUAGGGUCCAAACAACCUAAACAUUUUAACAACAAUCUAUCUUCAUCUCUAGGUGAUGCACAAGAGGAAAAGAGAUACCUCACAGGUAAUGAGGAGGUGUAUGGACAUUCCCACAUUCCUGAACAGCUUAUGCAUCUCUACAGCCAACCCAUUGCCAUUCUUCAAACGUCUGACCUUUUCUCCACUCCAGAGCAGGUACAUGCUGCUAAGUCAGCUACUCUGCCAAGAAAGGGACAGUUAGUCUAUGGCCAAUUGAUGGAACCAGUAAGCAGAGAGAACUUUACACAGACAUUGCCCAAAAUGCCAGUGCAUUCUCACGCGCAGCCCCCAGACGCCAGGGAAGAGAAUAUCCCACUCGAAGGGCAACAGAGCCUGCCAUCGCAAACUUCAGAUUGGAGCCGGUAUUCAAACAGCUUACUAGAAUCGGUUUCUGUUCCUGGAACACUAAAUGAAGCUGUCGUAAUGACUCCCUUCUCAUCAGAGCUUCAAGGAAUUUCAGAACAGACCCUGCUGGAGCUGUCCAAAGGAAAGCCUUCCCCCCAUCCCAGAGCAUGGUUUGUGUCUCUUGAUGGAAAACCAGUCGCACAAGUGAGACAUUCCUUUAUAGACCUGAAAAAGGGCAAGAGAGCCCAGAGCAAUGACACGAGUUUGGACUCUGGGGUGGACAUGAAUGAGCACCACUCAAGUAGAAAACUCGAGAGGGAGAAAACUUUCAUCAAAAGCAUGCAUCCGCCUAAGAUCCUUUACUUAGAAGAUUUAGACCUAAGCAGUAGCGAGAGUGGGACCACUGUUUGCUCCCCUGAGGACCCGGCUUUAAGGCACAUCCUAGACGGAGGGAGUGGGGCUAUCAUGGAACACCCUGGGGAAGAGUCUCCAGGAAGAAAAAGCACUGCUGAAGAUUUUGAAGCCAAUAUAUCCCCCACGAAGAAAAGGGGCAGACCACCACUAGCCAAAAAGGAUAGCAAGACUAAUAUCUGGAAGAAGCGCGAGGAACGCCCACUGCUUCCCAUAAAUUAACACCGAGGGUGGUUGUGUCUCCGCUGUCUCGUGUUGUUUAUUCUUUGCUUCUUGUAAAUUGCUGUAUGAACUUUUUAAGAAGUUGAGACUGAGCAAGCUCAUGGUCCCUGGACAUGUCUCAAGCAGAGUAAAUAGUAAAAUGGCAAUUCACUAAUGAAAGAGAAAGAUACCAAGAAAUACUUUUUCUGCCCUAUUUUCAUUUAUUUUUGGGUGAUGAAUUUGAAGUAUCCAAGAGCUCAAAAUGUAAAGUAGUUUCAGGCCGUUAGUUAUCUGAAAAUGUUGCUCAUUCAGCCAAUUUAGCCCUCUUAAGAAUAACAGUGAAAUGUGUACUCCCCUAAAGUUGCUUUCAGAAAUGUUGCCUCUGCUUUGAUGCCUGCCCCUGUCAAACAUUUAGAAAUGAAACUGUAUUCUUUGGGCAUCAUAGUCUUGUGAAAUAUUACUGUUACGUUCUCCUCUGCCUAUAGGUGAAAAUAACGAUAAAUGUUCUCUAUUGGUGUUAUUCUAGAAUUUAAAGGCCAAACAAUAUUUCCUUUCUGCAGUAAACGGCAUGUGCAUUGUAUCAACCCCAAAAUAAAUCCUACUCCUGUAAGAUAGGAAGCUGCUUGGUUGGUAGAGAGGGAAACAGCAGCUCUUUGGUUGUUUCUGGAUAUAACUUCACAGAAUCAGAUGUUAACUUGUUAUUUAGAAAUCUGAAAAAUGAACGCUCUGAUACUUUAAUUUUUAUUUAAAAUUUUUUUUCCCUGCUUCUAUAGUGAAAUGAGCUUAGCUGUCAAGGAAAACUUUUAGCAAUCUGGAAAAAAAAAAAGCCUCUAUCUUUAAGACUCACUGAUACAUGUAGGCUAAAAUCAGCUUUAGGAUAGUUUUUCUAUCCCCCUGCCAUUCAUUCAUUUUAAACUUGAUUUAAAAUUUAAUAUUUAGGUGAUCAUAGGAAACUUUCAGUUUAUUAACAAAAUAUGUGAAGCUAAAGGAAAUGAACGUUUCAUUUUUU